ACCUACAUCCUCAAGAGUGGGGCCAAACAUUGCCAACAUACAGUAUAUGCCUAGUUUCGAAGGCCUACUUUCUUUGAUUGUCUUGAGCACAAGGGAGGAUGCAGAUCAGCCUUUUGCACAAUGGUGUUGCAUCCAACCAAAAGAUAUCUCAAAGAUGCCAGAGAGUGCGUGGAAGCUGGUCUUCUACACAAUGUCGUGGUCAUACAGCACAUACCUUUUGUUUUUCACUAGCUAUUCCUUCUUUCAAAACCCCCCAUCUGUGUUUUACGACUGGAAGAGUGGGAUGUCGGUUCCGACUGAUAUCACAAUAGCUUACCUAAUCCAGGGCAGCUUCUACGGCCAUUCCAUAUAUGCCACCAUCUACAUGGACGCCUGGAGGAAGGACUCCCUUGUGAUGGUGGUGCAUCACUUCAUCACUCUGGCCCUAAUCACAUUCUCCUAUGCCUUCAGAUACCACAACAUUGGCAUUCUCGUCCUCUUUCUUCAUGACAUCAAUGACGUUCAGUUGGAGUUCACCAAGCUCAACGUUUACUUCAAGACCCGGGGAGGGAAAGAGUACCUCAUCAAUGAUGUCCUGUCCAACAUGGGUGCCAUUAGUUUUAGCAUCACAUGGUUUUGGUUCCGUUUGUACUGGUUCCCCCUCAAAGUUCUGUGGGCCUCCUGUGUCACCAGCAUCCAGUCGGUUCCCAACAUCCCUUUCUAUUUCUUCUUCAACACACUCCUGUUUGCCCUGCUCCUCAUGAAUAUCUACUGGUUCCUGUUCAUUGUACUGUUCGUGGGGAAGGUCCUGACGGGCCAGAUGAAGGAGGUAAAUGACGUGCGGGAGUACGAGGAUGAGGACCUAAAGGAGAAAAAAGACACUAAUGAUCAGAUGUCUACUGAAGGGAAACACGUGCAGAACGGGAUCACCAAGAAGAAACAUCUAUAAUGUCUAGGUGCUGCCACCUGCAGGCACUUAACGAUGACGGCAAGGUACUAAUAUGGCCUAGUUUGAUUGUAACCUCAGAACGCCAAGGUGCUUGGACAGUUAUAAGAAGAAACAAUAUCGACCAUCAUUUGUGUUUUAUCUCUAUUGUUUUUUUUAUCACUGUUAUUAUAAUUGUAAUCAUAGCACUGUGAUUGUUAUCUCUCUUGUGUAUUGCUUAAUUUUUUUUACUUUAUUUUAUUUUAAGUUAAAUGAGUGACCUUUCACUGAUAAUUAGGAACUUACGGCUGGAGUGCCUAUGAUAUCUCUGCCCGUGAGAAACAAGCCCAUGCAUUUUGGAGAACAGCGGAAACCAUGAUAACCAGGUUUUGUGGUCGUCAUCUGGACCACAGUUCGUUUUAGACCACUGUUUUUGUCGUUCUGAUGCAUCUAUUUUCAUUCCAGGUGUGAAAAAAA
Messenger RNA from Sinocyclocheilus grahami, 1381 nucleotides. Its product is annotated as ceramide synthase 1. Gene Ontology annotation, cellular component: membrane. The record is from RefSeq and is a predicted model, not a curated record. Gene Ontology annotation, biological process: ceramide biosynthetic process. Bases 47 to 928 code for a protein of 293 amino acids. Gene Ontology annotation, molecular function: sphingosine N-acyltransferase activity. The transcript is spliced from 7 exons. NCBI's taxonomy places the organism in Eukaryota, Metazoa, Chordata, Actinopteri, Cypriniformes, Cyprinidae.